CAGAGAAAUGCAGAUACAGCAUUUGGGAGAUCUGGAUGGACCUGUGCUGUCUUUGGAUGCCGAAACAAUGGCCACUUCCGAAGGAGAAUCAGAAAGAAUGGUGAAUGAAAGAAGCCAAAACUCUGAUGGCAAAGCCAAACUUUCUGCGGUGGGAUCCCAAGAGCUGGCAAAGAGGAGCAGAGUCCAAGCAGUGUGUUUCAAAGAUAGUGGUGACAGCUAUGAAGAAUCAGAUUCUUCUGAAGAUGAAUUGAACACUUCACAAGUGGAGGUUUCUGUGCUUCAGAGGCUGGGCCUGCAUAGGGCAUCUCUGACAGAGCAAGAUGUGGAGGCAGCUUUUGCGCAUUUAGCCUUGGCUUUACGCUGCGAUAUGUUUACCCUGAGACAGCGAGUACAGAUAGAAGAACGAGCCCGGAACACAGCAGAAGAGAAUAUUCAAGAAGAGUUGGCAGAAUGUCAGGCAGUGUUGCAGAAGUUGGAUCAGGCCUGUUCGGACCCCAGGCAUAAGGAACUGGUUGAACAUUUACAGAACAGCCUAGCAAUUCUGACAAGGACAAUUGAAAGGGCAACAGGUGCUGCAGAGAAAUUAGGAGCUGUCCAUCAGGAGGCCCGCAUGAGUCGAGCUGCAGAACUGAUGGUGCAACAUGUGGAGAACCUCAAACGGCAUCACCUGAGGGAGCAUGCAGAGUUAGAGGAUAUGAAGAGGCUGAUCCAGCAGAAUUCCCGAAACUGGCAGUUAACUGAAAACAAGGAUGAUGGUGAGCAGAAACUGAAAUAUCCCUUAGCGCGAUUUUUUCAGCAGGGCUCAGCUCGGCGUCGAGUCAGCAUUGCAGUUGUACCCAGGCAGCUAACGUUCCAUAGCUCUGAAAAUGAGGAAGGCCUUAAGGGAGAAGUGGUUAAACCAUCCAUAGACAAAGAUGAAAGUCCACAAAGACAGUCCCAUUUCUCCCAAGAAGACCCUGCAGCGAAUCACCUGAUCCUGCAUCCAAGCCCUUCCAGCUUCUCAAAGCAAAGCCUUCAAAGAGCAAAGAGCAGCCAUUGUAUCAGAGAAACAAGCCAUUGUGCAGAAGGGAGAGAUUCAGAACUUAGGAGCAGAAGCCACACUAGCAAAACUCUAGAAAAUGACAAUGAGGGAUUGGAUACUGAAGAGGCAAACAAGGAAUGUGAAGAAUUGGAAGAAAAUGCUCUGCUGGUCAAAAAAUCUAAAUUGGAGAUUUGCAGAGGCUGGUUUUCUAUACCCAUAUACUACUGGGUUUCAUUAUGGAUGUUUGUCUUGGGGAUUGCUUGCCUUGUUCUAAUCUGGAUCCUGGAGCUGCAGAAGCAAUGUUCAUUUACAGCCUCUGAUUGUUAGACACAGAAGGCACAUAACUUUGCAUCAUCAGACUUA
Thamnophis sirtalis is the source of this 1384-nucleotide messenger RNA. RefSeq lists its product as uncharacterized. The record is from RefSeq and is a predicted model, not a curated record. Lineage: Eukaryota; Metazoa; Chordata; Lepidosauria; Squamata; Natricidae. Gene Ontology annotation, cellular component: endoplasmic reticulum membrane.